GCCUGCAGUGAUGUCCGAUCGGAGUUUUAUAUUCUUUGUUUACUAUAAAAUUACAAUUUUCGGUUCAAUUUAUAUACUUUUAUGUGAUAAAAUACAAUGUUUAUAGGCAUACAAACUUUGGACAGUACAUUGGUUGCGUACAAGUGUGUGAUUUGACGUAAAUCUAGUGGUACCAGUCUCACCUUGUAAAGAGAAAAUGGGGAACUGUUGUAGUGGCGGGGGAGAAAAGGAUCCUAAGAACAAGAAUGAAAGAACGAACCCUCAUGAGGAAGAUCCUAGACAAUUUCAGACUCCAGUGCCAACCCCACCCCCGGAUCCAAUUAGAUCUGCAGUGAAUCAGGGCCCAGAUACAAGUGAGGUGCCUCCCACCCGAAUUUUUGUUGCCUUGUAUGAUUAUGACGCUAGGACAGAUGAAGACCUUAGCUUUAGAAAAGGGGAGCACCUAGAAAUUCUGAACGACACACAAGGUGACUGGUGGUUGGCGAGAAGUAAAAAAACUAAACAAGAGGGCUACAUUCCUUCAAACUAUGUCGCUCGAUUGCAGUCUAUUGAGGCGGAGCCAUGGUACUUCCGUAAGAUCAAGCGGAUUGAGGCUGAGAAGAAAUUGCUCCUGCCUGAGAAUGAACAUGGAGCCUUCCUUAUCAGGGACUCCGAGAGUCGUCACAAUGAUUUCUCGCUAUCUGUACGUGAUGGCGACACGGUGAAGCAUUACCGCAUCAGACAGUUGGACGAGGGGGGAUUCUUCAUCGCUCGUCGUACCACCUUCCGUACGCUUCAGGAACUGGUCGAGCAUUACAGCAAGGACGCCGACGGACUCUGCGUCUCGCUUAGCAAGCCUUGUGUACAGGUCGAGAAACCCGUAACAGAAGGCCUAUCUCACAAAACGCGCGAUCAAUGGGAGAUUGACCGUUCCUCGCUCAAGUUCGUUCGCAAACUCGGCCAUGGGCAAUUCGGCGAAGUUUGGGAGGGCCUUUGGAACAAUACAACUCCAGUCGCUAUUAAGACUCUCAAAUCGGGUACCAUGGACCCUAAGGACUUCCUCGCUGAGGCUCAGAUCAUGAAGAAGCUGCGGCACAAUAAGCUCAUCCAGUUGUACGCUGUCUGCACCUUAGAGGAACCUAUUUACAUCAUCACUGAGCUGAUGAAAAAUGGAUCUCUUUUGGAUUACUUGCAAGGCAAAGGGCGCGGUCUGAAGCUCCAACAACUAAUAGACAUGGCGGCGCAGAUAGCAGCGGGCAUGGCGUACCUCGAAUCGCAGAAUUAUAUCCACCGCGACUUGGCCGCCCGAAAUGUGCUUGUCGCUGACGCUAACAUCGUCAAGAUUGCUGAUUUCGGUCUUGCUAGGCUUAUUAAGGAGGACGAAUAUGAGGCUCGCGUUGGCGCACGAUUCCCGAUCAAGUGGACGGCGCCCGAGGCUGCCAACUAUAGCAAAUUCUCCAUCAAGUCUGAUGUCUGGUCCUUCGGCAUCCUGCUCACUGAGCUCGUCACUUACGGGCGAAUACCGUAUCCGGGCAUGACAAACGCUGAAGUCCUUCAUCAAGUAGAACAUGGCUACCGUAUGCCGUGCCCUCAAAACUGUCCUGCUGCCCUCUACGACAUCAUGCUCGAAUGCUGGCACAAGGAUCCUCUGAAGCGACCCACUUUCGAGACCCUGCAGUGGAAGCUCGAGGACUUCUUCACCAUGGACAAUUCUGAGUAUAAGGAGGCGUCCGCUUACUGAGCCCGGCCCUCCCUGCCGCCUCACCGACACGCACACGCACAUCAUACUCCAGGCCUGUACCACAUGCCGCCAGAGCUCCAAUUGUUGCACACAAGCACAUCGAUGCAACAUCUGCAAAUGCACCAGCUCGCAGCCCAUCAGGCCAGCAUCACGCAAAUGCAAGGCUUACAGGCGAGUAUGAAGCCGCAGCUGCCUCCCAUGCAGCAAAUGCAGCAGCAAAUACAGCAACAGCAACUGCAGCAACAAUUGCAGCAAAUGCGGCAACUGCAAGGCGCGAGGCCAUUAUGCCACCAUCACUCGCAACCGCGGCAUAAUACGCUCGCCGCUUACCGCGCCCCGUGAGCUGUUGCACGCAUCUGCAGUUGUGUCGAUCCACACUAAAGCCUCUCCAUUGUAUUCAUGCCUUUUUGGAAAUAGCUUGAGAAAUUUUGGUGUUUCUAAACAUCGAUGUACCUCGAUGUAACUUUAACCAAGGAGGAAUUGGAAUGUUACAUAAGAUAUACGUACAGAUGUAUGCUCUAUUAGAGUCUAAAGCGAAAUAUCAAACAUGUCUCGAGUUUUUUUCCAAGAAAACUAACUUCACAAAUCCCACAGAUGUCAAACACUAACAAGUGGGCCGUAGCCCUAUCAAGAUUUUAGCAAUCAUCUGUUCAUGAGCGGCAGUAGACAAUGCGUAAACGCAUCGUAGACAAAAGUACUUUUCCGCAAUCAUACAUUUCUAUUUCGUUUACAUUGUCUGUAGCCGCUUUACAAAUCACGUAGCGAUAGUUGACGCGAAACCUUAAACGUUAGCGGAACACUUGAAACUGGCGAAAUCCUAAAAGAGCACCGCUAAUAAAUAAACAGAACGUUUACAUUGAACACUUGUCUGUUUUGUUCAUGGGAUCGAUUACAAGAUUCAUAACAUGAGCAUUGUCUUUCGUGUCAGGUCCUAUUGCGUAAUUUGUAUUUUUUUAUCCUGCGCUUCCCUUUCGACCACCAUUUUUACUCAAAUUGUCCAUUCCGUUUUGUAUUGCAAAACAUUCUCUACUUAUGAAUCUGUUUCGAAUUACGUUUCGUGGUCAGAAAUUACUGAAUCGCCUUUGCGUUGAUUUCGGAAAUUGCUUAACUCUAAAAGUUAUUGUCAAGCUUUGGCGACUUCCAUAUUUCUGACUACUUAUUUAAACCUAAUCUAACUUAGUCAAAUGUCACGAUGACCUAGAUAAUGUAUGAAAUAACUUUACAUUGCCGAAGGGCACGAAUGAUGUACGAUGAUAAAUGAUUUAUAAUUAAUUACCAUUCCAAAAAUCCGGGACAAAAUGACAAACCAAGGAGCUAUCAACUACGACCUAAAUGGUUCCCUAGGAUUUUUGACUAUGUAUUUUGGAUUUAUACUUUGAGCCAAAGCGAUCGAACUGAAUUACGUUACGUGUUUUUGAAGUAUUUUCGAUAAAGGACAGCAGGGGGUCAUUAAUAUUCUUCACGAAGAGUGUGAAGUUGUAGCAUUAAAUGUAAACGUAAUUUGACACAUCGAUCGAUAAUAAGUUUAGUUAGACUUGUCUACGAUUUUUCUAAAUGUAUUUAGCAUACCAUAGGUUAACUUUUACAGUUCUUCAAAUUUAGCCUCGUAGGUCAGAUUAUAAUAUUCGUUGAAACUGAAAAAGCUUUGAGUGUUCUAGGCAAGGGCCCAAAGACGUAACUGUUAUAACUAUUUCAGCAUCUGUAUAAUUGAACUCAAAAUGCUGGUACUAUACAAUCUACAAUGAUUUUUUUUUAGAUUAUCGAUGUCAAUGCACCGAUGCAUUGUACAUUUUACCUUAAUGGUAUGUUGUUUAUGUUCAAUUUCGCAGGCGCUAAAUAUAUAUAUCGCUAUAGCGGUUAUUUUUUACGGUCCCUUGUUCCAGAGCUUGAAUUAUGAUAUUUUUUCGACAGUAUUGAGUAACAUAUCAGUGCUUGUUUGUCUUGUUAGCUUCAAGUAGUUUCCGUUUGCGCCCCAGUACGAUGCGUUUAUUUUGCAGAGAGUUUUUGUACGCAUCAAUAUAUCUUAGACUAAACAAAGGUUAAAAUAUUUCGGAUCGAUGUUAGAGGCUAUUCCGUAUACUACGAAUUGGUUUCUCCACAUGAGCAACGUAACUGGCACUGUGGAGGGUAGUCGCGGAUAGUUGUCGGAAUAGGUCGGCAAUCUGCGGUGUGAAAACAGAGCAGCGUGGGCAAUAAGUGCGACACGUGCGUGAGAAGGAGAAAAUUUAGGUUCGGCAGGGAAUAUAUCAUGCCAAAGCGCAUGACUUGACGUUUAUGUUUCGAAGAGGCGCAUUAAUAGGUAUUUUCACCUUCGUAUACCAUGUUUAAUGUAGAAUAUUGGUGAUAGAUGCCAAAUAAUCCUAAUAAAGAACUGAAUUUAUAUACAUAUUAACUGUUCUGAGGGUAUUUAGUCUUUAGGACUUUAUUUAUGUAAUUUAUAACGCGAUAGGUUUUCUGUAACACGAUCUAUUGUUAUCGAUCGACUCAUUUUAUUUAUGUGAUGAUUUUGAUAACCUGUUUUUGCACGAGUUCCAUGUAACGGGAAACAAUUCUUGUGCUCAACUUACUAAAUUCGCGACUAUACUGUAUUGUAUAAUCAAAAACUGAUAUUUUGUUUGUGCCAAGACUUUUAGUUUAAGCUGAAAUAUGAUGCCACACCUAAUAAUCCCAUUUGUAACGACCCAAAAAUGGAUUUUUUCCUCUUACUCUUUUCUAAGACAUGAUUGGCCUAAGUAAGUAAGUAUUUUUCAAUGUGUAGGUUUUGUGUCCUAACAUUUUAGAAUUAACAUAGCAUAUUUAUUAUACAUUAUUAGACGCUUCAGGCAGUCAACAGAAUUAUGACAUGAUAUUGUUUCUCAUUUGUUAAUUCGCAAAAAAGCACAUUUUUAUUGUGAAAAUGUAUGUGCAAUAUUUGUUACUUUUUAACCCCGGUGCUGACGAGAUUAUUUUCGUAAACUUCGCAGAUAUAGUAUAAAAUUAUAACAUCCUCAGAACUUUUAAAAGACGAAUAGUAGUUGUCGUAAGGUAAAUAUUAUAAUUGACGAUAAUUCCAAAUCUUAAUGUUACUGUAAAUGUCGCAACAAUAGUUUUGUAAUUUUGAUCUUUCCACAACAUGUAAAUAGUGCAGUAGUAGUAAAGAUUGAGUGAUAUUAUAAUGUUGGUGUUAUGUAAUUAGUACGCAAAAUAGGCCCAAAACAAAAAAACCAUUCCAAUAGUACGGCUAAUUGAAGUGACAAAACACGUUUUUGCACAUCGUGAAUGCUUUUAAUACCGCUAUAUUUGUUAACAAAAAUCAACUACAUCGCACAAGUAUUGAAAUAAUUAUUAUACCGAUUAAUAUAUUGUACUUGUAAGGUGCCUGAAGUAAUUGCAUUUUUAAGUCACAAAAUAUUUAGGUGUAUCACGGAGCAGUCUGUUUAGUACAGAGGGUAUUUAAACCCCGUUCUAUAAUGAACUUGUUUUCUAUACUUCAGACUACUCCUUAAUAGACCACCAUUACGCACUGUGUAUAGAGCACGAAUUAUGUAUGUAUAGUAGUGAAUUUUGAUGAAUUGAUCAUAACCGGAGUGUUCAAGGCAUCUGUAUCGAACGAUGAUUUAUAGCAAAGUUGAUCGAUCUUAAUUAAAAUAAGAUAAUAAAUUCCAAAAUUAUUUACUCUCCUGUGUUAUUUCCAUAAUUUAUUUUCUAUUUUUAAAACUCAUUUUUAAGUUUUAGCUGUAUAAACAUGCUUUAGGUUUUAUGCUUUAUGUUUAAGCUAAGUUUCGCUAUUUGUAUUCUAAUUAAAUGGCAAUAUUAUUAAUUUUACGUAUAUUUGUA
Molecule: messenger RNA, 5536 nt
Organism: Hyposmocoma kahamanoa
Lineage: Eukaryota; Metazoa; Arthropoda; Insecta; Lepidoptera; Cosmopterigidae
Gene: Src42A
Product: tyrosine-protein kinase Src42A
Exons: 8
Coding region: 197-1720 (507 amino acids)
Biological process (GO): cell differentiation; innate immune response; protein phosphorylation
Cellular component (GO): extrinsic component of cytoplasmic side of plasma membrane
Molecular function (GO): signaling receptor binding; non-membrane spanning protein tyrosine kinase activity; ATP binding
Source: RefSeq, a predicted model, not a curated record